Molecule: messenger RNA, 519 nt
Organism: Hermetia illucens (black soldier fly)
Lineage: Eukaryota; Metazoa; Arthropoda; Insecta; Diptera; Stratiomyidae
Product: lysozyme c-1-like
Exons: 1
Coding region: 56-478 (140 amino acids)
Source: RefSeq, a predicted model, not a curated record
UGGAUUGGAUGAUCAUCAGUUUCCUUGAGUCUAUCAAAGAACCAAACAUUCCAAAAUGAAGGCCUUCGCAGUCAUUGCUUUCGCACUCGUCAUCUCUGUUGCCCAAGGCACAGUUUACAGCCGUUGUGGUUUCGCUCAAACUCUCUACUACGACUAUGGCGUAACUGACAUGAACACCCUCGCCAACUGGGUCUGUUUGGUUCAAUACGAAUCAUCCUUCAACGAUCAAGCUGUUGGUGCCAUCAACUACAAUGGAACCCAAGAUUUCGGUCUUUUCCAAAUCAACAAUAAAUAUUGGUGCCAAGGAGCCGUGAGCUCAUCUGACAGCUGUGGUAUCGCUUGCACCUCACUUCUUGGAAACUUGUCUGCUUCCUGGAGCUGUGCCCAACUUGUCUACCAACAACAAGGAUUCAGCGCCUGGUACGGAUGGCUCAACAACUGCAAUGGAACUGCUCCAAGUGUUGCUGACUGCUUCUAAGUUUUUGUUGAAGUUUGAAUAAAUGACAAUUUCGUAAAUUA